Molecule: messenger RNA, 1797 nt
Organism: Seminavis robusta
Lineage: Eukaryota; Bacillariophyta; Bacillariophyceae; Naviculales; Naviculaceae
Source: the annotation of a GenBank genome assembly
AUGACGAGCUUUCAUGUCUCUGUGCCUCGAUUGGGAGGAGAGAAACCUCUGUUGACAGACUACUCGAGGUUCAAGGCUGACAUUGGGAGUGCCAAACGAGGAAAAGAGAGCCGACCCAGUCAACCUCCCCGUCAUCAUCGCAGCACGGUCGGUGGUUGCUCGAACACUGUCUUCUGUAAUCAUCAUGGCAGUGUCUGUGGUGGUGGUGCUAGUAUCUGUCCCAACGGCAACAGCAGCAGUGUGGUGUGUGGACCCGUUGGAAAUCGGACGAGCAUUCACAAGCUGGAAGAAGAAAUGCAACGGAUUUUGGUCCAAGUGGCGUUUGAACAGUCUGGUCAUGACUAUACCGUGACUACUACCGGCACCGCUGACCUCUUCAAUGAGUCUGAUUCUGAUAGUAGUGAUAGUGAGGAUGAUGAAGAAGACGGUGAAGUGGAGGACAUGAACAUGUCUUUGUCUUACUCCAGACCAGUCAGAACUUAUGGAAAUCAAUCCAUGCCCAUGUUGGGUCUGCAAGACUUUUCUCCUGUGCUGGCUCCACCUAGUCCCACUCCUAGGAGAUUGUCCAAUCAGUUCUCUCUCAACCUCACUACAGCAACUACAGCCAAUGCUAUCAAUACUUCAAGUAUACCCAACCUAAGUGCCAUGAACAGCCAGACCAACCCCAACUCGAUCCCCACUGCCAAAGUGGAAAACCACACUUCGGCACCAGCCCUCUUUUACAAGCACAAGAACAGCAACAAGUCCAGUUCUGUUCCUUCUCUCACGGACUACAUGGAAACCUUUGCGGAAGAUCAGCGCAGAGUCAAGAGUCGGCUUCAUGGCACACGCUGUGCUACAGAAGAUUUGCGACAGGAACUCUACCGCAUGGUGCUUCCACCCAGACGCCGCCAGAAAACACUGCCACCCCGCAGCAAGACGUGGGAUGAAAAGCUACGUCCUCCAAAGACACACCCAUUCAAGCCAGAUACUACCAUUCCAACCUCAACCAUUCCAACCACAGCACAAACUCAAGCCCGUCGAAGAAGUACCAUUCGCAAGAGCAAAUCCGUGGAUCCCGAUGCCAUGAUGACGUCAAUCCCCAUGCGACGACGAACCAUCAGCACUACAAAACAACAAACCGAAAUGAUGGACAAUUCCAUGCCGGCAUCCAUGUCCAUGCGACGACGAAGCAUCGCGAAACAGCAACAACAAAAUGAAAUGAUGGAUAAUUCCAUGCCGGCAUCCCUGCCCAUGCGACGACGAAGCCUUAGCAGUACGAAACAACUGCAACAAAAGGAAAUGAUGGACCACUCCAUGACGGCAUCCCUCCCCAUUCGACGACGCAGCAUUAGCAGCUCGAAACUUCAAGACGAGAUGAUGGACGGUUCCACCACCAAACAUCAAGAUCGAGACGACAUUUUACAACAACUGGCCACGCGACAGAAUAAACGCUCUACGAUUCGCAAGAGCAAGUCCAGCAUUGACGACGAUGCCAGUCCCAAUCUACCACCACCUUGCAUGGCACGACGCUUUCGACGACACCGAAAGAACAACAAUAGUGGCAAUAAUCUACAACAUUUGCACAACUCGACCGGACAGAUACUCUAUGACUUUCAUAGUGACAUUCUCGGAACGACCUGCAACAAGAACAGCACAUUCAAUAACAAUAACGAAACAGCAAGUCGACGGGCGCCCAUCAAGUACAGCAAAUCUUUUGACAGCAGUCGCAUCACCAACAGUGGUACCAGUACUAGCAGUCCUCGAACGCUCAACACGACGGCAGCGGUGGCACCCAAGAAAAAGAACUCUUGCUGA